GCGGACGAAAGCGGUGCGCGUACGAUAUGCGCAAAGAUUUCUAUUGCAUAAUUUAAAUAAUGUGCAGUGAAGUGAGAUUAAUCUAGUGACAAUGGCGUUUAAAUUUAUUUCUGCUUUAGUUUUAGUGAUCCUAGUUGUAGCUGAUGAUGAUUUACAAGACUUUGAGUUCGCGCAUGAUGAUGAGAUUAUGAUAGCGCAGGAGUCGAGACAUUAUCAAACAGUGGUCAAGCCUCCAGUGAGGAUUGUGAAGCCGCAUGGAGUGACCAAUUCACACAGACCACAGUAUAACAUAGAUUCGUUUGAAGAAGAAGAGCAUGCAGAAACAACGACAAAAAGGAACAUAAAACACUAUAAGUCUUCACAUAAAUUAAGGGCUAAAGAAGGGAUGAUAAGGGAUGCGGUGUUGCGGGCGCUGGAGAGAAAGGAUCAUGUGGGGAAGUUCGCGCAGAUCCUGCCCAUCAUCAGGGCGAUGUCGGGGAACCAGCGGGUGGCGCUGGCGUCGCUGGUGGCGAGCCAGGUCAGCACGCCGCCGGGGCGGCAGCCGCUCAAUCUAUCACAGGUGAGAUCAAUGUUCGGUAACGCCAACGCGACAUCCGACCUCAUGCUCCCCAUUCUCCUAGACAUGGCCAACCUCAUCCGGAAGGCCGUCAGAUCUGGAAAAGAACCCAGGGAAGUCAAGGAACCCCUCACCCUGCCACAGGCACAACUUCUCAGACGCUCAUUCACCGAAGACUCAGAUUCAGAUACACUUCUAGACGACGAACCAUUCGAAUACUCAACCACAAAAGCACCAGAAACACGAUACCGUAGAAUACCUCAAAGGAGAUAUAGUCCUAAAACAAUAAACAAAACAGAUACAGACACUAAAAGUAAUAAAAGCAAUGAAGUUAAGAAGACGAAAGAGAAAAGUGAUAACAUAACAAGAUACACGACGACAGAAGCCCCCUCCACAGUCAGGAACAAGAACGCGACAGAGAACAGCACCAUGGACCUGAUGGCCGACGCGACGAACCAGACUCUUGCGCAAGAUCUGCCGGUGGCUGAGAAGCUAAGGGCGUUGAAUAGGUUUAUUGAUAGAAAAGGAAACCUCAUUCGCCGAGGCACGUUUCCGCCUAAGCCACCUGCACGGCGUGCUACCGCCGAGUCUACAAUAAGCCCGGUCCGAAGACGACCAGCCCCAGCGAGGAAACUGCCUGUGAUCACACCGAGCGAGCAAGCUAAAUGUGAACUGUUCACCAACACGCUUUGCCUACAUUCUGAGGAUUACCCCACAGACGCAAUAAUCCAAUCUAUCCGGCGCAAUAAGGCAGCGGCAGGGGCGCUCCUAGCGGACUUCAGGGACCCCGGGGAAGGCGCCCUGGAUGGUGUCACGGCCGCUCAGGAGGCAAAGUACACGGCGGACCACUAUCUGGUCUCUAACAGACGAGGCGACACAGCUAACAGAGACUUCGCGAGCGCGGGUGAAGCCGGCUUCAUGUGUCCAAGCACUGUGAAGUACGCUCGGCCACAACGAGCACGCGCAACUUCAGGCCAAUGGAAAUAUAUCGUCAAUACUGGCGAGCAUACGCAGACGCUGCGGCUGGAGAAGUGCUUAAAACCCAAGGAAUCGUGUACAUAUUUAACGGACAACUUUAAAUCAAAAUGUGUCCAAGUGUACAACUAUCACAGACUCUUGACUUGGGACCAGCAGAAUGGAUUACACAUGGACAUAUUCAAGGUACCAACAUGCUGUUCCUGCCACAUUGAAGGCUACAGCGUAUCAUUUCCACCACUAGGCCACAGGAUCCACGAAACCUCAGCAGAGAACAUGCCAGUAGAAGAACUGUCCUCAGAACAAGGCAACCACGCCUUCGAAAAUGUACAACCCAGCGUCCAAAGACCCACCGUCUCCAAAAACCCACCGUUCACAUUUAACAAGCCUCUAGAGUCCUUCGCACCAUUCUCUGAUAACCACAACCUAAUAACCGGUACGUCUUUCUCUAAUGCUAAACUUAACGAUGAUGAUAAUAGUAACUUACCUUUGCCAGCAAUACCAGUAAUACCUGUUGUACUCCCCUCUAGCCCUACUGAUUCUUAUGGUAACACUUAUUUCCCAGAUUCCUUCAACCAGGCCACUUCCAUUAGAAACGUGAAACGCCCUCCAAUAUCGAGAAAUCCUGUCAGCACAUUUGACCCUGUCACAUUACCAAGCUAUCUAGAACCUCCGACUCCGUCUGCACCGACGUCGUUUUCUUUCUCAAACGAUAUUUCAAAUAAAUUCAAAAGUACGCCCCAAUUCAAAAGAGGAGCAGGAAGGCCGAGUCGUCGACCAAUCAGGAAGAAGAUAUCCGGUGGUCCGGACGACUUGUCGUCUUCAGCAACGUCGGCGGUAGAAUCAUUUACGGGGAGCAACUUAGAAACUAUGGAAGAUUUCAACGAAGAAAUUGAUGAAGAGGCGACCAAUACUAAUCAGAAAUCUAUCCCACCUAGACAAGUACAUCCUACUAUUGCUCCAAAACUUCACGCUGCUACGAGUGAAAAGACGCCCAGCUUUAACCAACAGGAGCAAAAUAAAUCUGUAAAAGACAAUGUUUCGAAUGGAAAAAGAGUAAAUUAUAAUUACCAUCCUAUAAUAGAUUUUUUUGGCGAAGAAGAAAAAGAAGAAAAUGACUCCAUAGACAGGGAAGACGUGGUAGCAGCGUACCUUCCGUCGUCAGAGUCUGAAUGGAAACCUAUGAAUCACCCACCUUCAAGAAGUUCACAAAACACUAAUCUAGUAGAAAGAAAAAAACAUAAAUAACAGUAUACGAAUAAUCAGAGUUGUCGUUAUAUUUAGUUAGAAGUGUUUAUAUAGACAGUAUUGUAAGUAUGUAUGUUUUUCGUUCUAGGUACUGUUUACUUAGGAAAUGUUACAUUUUUAAGCUACUUCAGUUGCAAUUUAAGAAGCAAUGCAACAAAAAGAGUUCUAUCAAUACGAUUAAAAUACUCAUCAUGAUAUUAGUCCUAAAUUAUUAAGGCCUGUAAAGAUUUUACAACUAUUUAUGGAUGUAAUUUAAUAAUCGGAACUUUAGUAAUGUUGUAUUAUUUAACAAAGUUUUAUUUUUAAGUGGAAGAGGCAAUAUUUAUUACGUGAACAAACGAUGCCAAAUCGAAUCGCAAUGUAAAUUAUUGAUUAGUAGGUAUUUAUUUAAAUUAUUUCUAGUUGCAUUAAUGAUACUCCAUUUGUAACUCACCUUUAGGAGAAGUAAGCUAAUUUAAGACUCAAAAGACUUGCCAGAUAAUAAAUGUGUAUCUUCAA
Molecule: messenger RNA, 3277 nt
Organism: Cydia pomonella (codling moth)
Lineage: Eukaryota; Metazoa; Arthropoda; Insecta; Lepidoptera; Tortricidae
Gene: NT1
Product: neurotrophin 1-like
Exons: 8
Coding region: 92-2779 (895 amino acids)
Biological process (GO): central nervous system formation; regulation of Toll signaling pathway; innate immune response
Cellular component (GO): extracellular region
Molecular function (GO): Toll binding; growth factor activity
Source: RefSeq, a predicted model, not a curated record